Molecule: messenger RNA, 507 nt
Organism: Cladocopium goreaui
Lineage: Eukaryota; Dinophyceae; Suessiales; Symbiodiniaceae
Source: the annotation of a GenBank genome assembly
GAUGGCGGCGCUCCGAUCUUCGCCUACCGGAUCUGGCAGCGCACUGGGACAGGUUCCCUUGUGCUUGCGGUGAACAGCAGCGAGAGUAACGCCACAGAGGUCAUCGUGGAGUCACUGACGAGGACUACGGCUUACAGCUUCGUGGUGGCAGGUGUGAACACUUUGGGAGUUGGUUCCCUCAGCGAAGAGAGCAUGCAGGUCUGGACCCUACCGGUGGCGCCUGCCGCAGUGGAGCAGCUGCAGCUGGAGCCAUCGCCUUCCAGGCUGAACUUCACCUGGGAGGCACCGGACGAUGGAGGCCUGCCCAUUGACUUCUACACCAUCGAGAUGCACCUGGAAGACCUUGAAGACCUGGAAUCUGGGUUCUUCCUGGUGGGCAACCUGAGUUCCUCCGGCUGCCGCUGCUUCCAACUGACGGAUUUGAUGGCCAACCGAAGCUAUCGGCUGCAGAUCUUCGCUUGGAAUGCGGUCGGCAGAUCUCCUGUGAUGGCACAAGCUUCACCGUGA